GCAGGAGAUCGAUUGUGUGAUUGUCUGAUUUUCUAUGUACAGUGAGGGUUGGAGAACUCAAAUAGACAUCGUUGCCUGUAAUCGAUUGGACAGCACGACGUGACGGUUUGAGAUAACCAGCCAAUACCGCGCGCGCGCACGUUAUCCACAGCGAGCCUCCCACGAGCAGCGCAGUUGCACGGGACGCUUUCUCGCGCCCCAACAAUAGAGUGGUACGUACCAUUAUCUCUGGUUAUAACGGGGACAUUUUCUUGCGAUUAAACACGAUUUCUAACUCGUUACUGUGGAAAAGAACAUUUUCCCUUCAUAUGGGUAAAACUGACGGAUAUUUUUUUUGUUACGAAACCCGCCGUUAGCUUAACCGGACAAGGUUUAAUGCCAAUUUCAUCUACCAAGAGAGUCCCUUUGGAAAAAAAAGUGCCUGGAGUCCUCUCCGCCGCCGCCUCUUCCAGCAGGAGUACAUUUGAUAUCAGAGACAGUACAAUCAUGGAUCCGACCCGGGGAUUUAAAUUCUUGGACACGGUGGCAUGCUCCGCAGCGCAGUGAGGAUGGAGAGAAAAUAAGAAGGAUUCAACAAACGUAUCAGGUAGCGGUGUCGCAGCAGAAGGAUGCCGCUAGUGAAGCGCACCAUUGAGCCCAGGCACCUGUGCCACACAGUACUGCCAAGGAACAUCAAGAACGAGCUGGAGUGUGUGACUAACAUCUCCUUGGCCAACGUCAUCCGCCAGCUCAGCAGCCUCAGUAAAUAUGCAGAAGACCUGUUUGGAGAGUUGUUCAAUGAGGCCCACUCCUUCUCUUUCCGGGUCAACUCCCUGCAGGAGCGUGUGGACCGCCUCUCCAUCAGUGUCACACAGCUGGACCCCAAAGAGGAGGAAUUGUCUCUUCAGGACAUUACCAUGAGGAAGGCUUUCAGGAGUUCCACUAUUCAGGACCAGCAGCUGUUUGACCGCAAGUCGCUGCCCAUCCCACUGCAGGAGACCUUCCAGGCCUGCGAGCAGCCGCCACCUCUCAACAUCCUCUCACCCUACAGGGACGAUGGGAAGGAAGGUCUGAAGUUCUACACCAAUCCUUCAUACUUUUUUGACCUGUGGAGAGAGAAAAUGCUGCAGGACACAGAAGACAAGCGGAAGGAGAGGCGGAAACAGAAGCUGGAAAUGCCUUAUCUUGUGUGUCCCAAGGGCUUUAUAAGAGUCCUCUCUGAAACCCCUCCUACCUUCCUCACUCCCCCAGAGUUGCAGGACCCCCGCAUGUAUGAUCAGGUCUAUAGGUACUUAGACCUUCCAGGGCAGCUGAAGGCAAUAGACCGUCCUCAGGAGCCGGAGAAGGUACCUCGGGCACCCCACGAUCGUAAGAAGGAGUGGCAGAAACUGGCACUGGGUGCAGAGUUGGCACAGGACAUACCUGACGACAAACACAGAGAGGCUAACGGCUCCGCGGGUUACCACGACAACAGGGCUCCCUUGUACAUGGAGCAUUUGGACGGACCCUUCUCGCUGGCGGCGCUGCCCUACACCCAGAUGAACGAGCUGCUGAACCGUACCGGGGACAGAAUGUAUUCGCGGCCCCACGACCCUCCACCGCCUCCACCUCCCAUGCACUCACUGGGAGAGAUCAAGCCACCCUCUGUGAUCAGCUCCAGUUCGGGUUUUUCCGACAGCAGACCUCAGUCUCCAGCCCGGACAGCAGGAUUCAACUCCAACACUCCUCCUCCUCCGCCUCCCCCGCUUCCCCCUCCACCUCCCCCCUUACCCUCCACGGGCCUGCGGGGCACGCCUCCACCCCCCAUUCCCCCUCUACCAGUCCAGCAGCAGCCCCCGGUCAUCCCGCCUCCCCCGGCCCCUCUCCAGAUCGCCCCGGGGGUGCUCCACCCGGCCCCUCCACCCGUGGCACCUCCCCUCCACUCCUCCUCCCCGGCCCGUCUCCAGCAGGUCCUGGACAAGGGCCCACCCAUGGGCUCUGCGACCCAGUCAGACGGCACCAUCCUCCCUCCUCCCCCGCCGCCUCCUCCUCUGCCCCUCCCCGGAGCACGGAGCUCCUCGCCCUGUCCAUCAGGCGUGCCAGCUUUGCCGGGUUUCCCCUCAGCAGGAGCCAUGGCCUCCCCGCCGCCCCACGCCACCAUCCACGACGUGGGGAGCAAGAGGCACCAUCCCACCAAUCUGCCACCCAUCAGCGACGCUCGCAGUGUGCUGUUGGAGGCUAUCCGAAAAGGCAUCCAGCUGCGGAAGGUGGAGGAGCAGCGAGAGCAAGAGGCUAAGCACGAGCGAGUUGGCAACGACGUGGCCACCAUCCUGUCACGCCGCAUCGCCGUGGAGUACUCCGACUCCGAGGACGAGUCAGAGUUUGACGAAGGAGACUGGAUGGAAUGAUGGCAGUCAGGGGGAAGAGAAAGCAGCGCUGGCGGCAGAGGACAAACAUGUUCAGGUGCCCCCUCCCCUCCCCCCUUCUCCAACCCUGCACUCCACACCUCGCCAUCAAAGAAUCCUUUCUACUCCGGAAAGAAGAGAAACAUUGUUGUUGCCCGCAUUUCCUCUGUCGAGCUUUUUUAUCUCGUCAUAUCUCUGUCUCGUUGUGGUUUGUGUUCGGAGGAGAAUCUCCAUGUCAACCCUUGUCGGUCUUUCUAGUGUUCCAAAAAGAAGCUUUUGCAUUCAUUCUUUUCUGCAUUACCACACAACCUUUGUUUCUGCUGGAUUUCCUGUGAUGAAAUCCCCCAUGUUUACUAUUGUUAUUCAUGAAAAUAACUCUUUUGAAGAACCACUUGUUUUUGUUUCUUAUCUGUACGUCAAUGUUUAAAAAAAAAAAGAAAAAAAAGAAAAGAAAAUAGAAAAGGAAAAAAUGAAGGCAUGUUGCAUCUAUCCUGAGUUCUUCAGCGCAGUUUUGCCACCUGGUGGCUGAACGUGGCAUUGAGUGAAUGCUGUUUCUUUUACCGUCUUUUAUUUACUUUUUCUGCUGAAACAUUUGCAGUUUUAACGGGCCAGUAGCUGCCAAUACUGACCACUUCAUGAACAGUCACUCGGUGUGAACACCAGCUGUGAUUUCAUCCUGCUGGGUUGUCUUUCGUCAUGAGGACAGACUUUACCACUAAGAACAAGCAAAAGAUUGUGUCGGUAUGUCAUGUGAUGAUUGUUGUAUGGUUGUGGUGAAAAUGAAGAAAGGGGGGGGAAAGCGUACGGCUGCUUCGACCACGCGUGUGCGUAUCCAUCCACUUACAUCUUAACCUUUACCCCAGGGAAACGUAUGCCAAGAGAUUGAGCUUUUACGUCUGUCCAGGUUCUGCGGCUUCCUUGAGGAGCCACGUACGCUCAUGUCGACAUCAGGAAAUGUCAGAUUAACACUGAGCCAUUUAGUAUUUCGAGCUCCCAUCCUUCUCUCACGUUCUUUGCCACAAAAACAGACACAAGGUAGAGAUUAGAUGCUGAAGAUGUACAUCAGAUUUCCUGCCUCUGAUGAAUAUUCAGUUUGCCAAGGAAAGCUCUGAAUUUUGAGAAGGUACCCAUUUUAAUGAGUGUCUGACCAACACCAGGUACAAACCACUCAACACCACUGAAGGCAGCUUUUUCCCUCAGAUCCCCCUUUACUGUGUACCUGCCCACUAACGAGAAGCCUUACCUCGUUUGGUUCCGUUGUUGUUCAUAAGAAUACACUUUGCGUGAUACUGCCUUUUUGAGGCCUAAAAGAGAAGGAUACAUUAUGCCUUGUUCUGGCUCAUUUCAAAGAAAAUGUCUGCCAUCUUUUCCAUUUGUUCUUUCUUCUACUUGCCUUAUUGUUCGUACUAAACGUAUCGUUGAGUUGAUGAAUGUAUUGUGCUGUUACUACUUACUUGCCUGCGCUUGUAUGGAUUUGCUGUUUCUAUGUUUGGGGGGGGUGGGGGGGAGGGACAGUGGGACAGAAACCCUGGUUUGAAAAAAGAAAAAGAUCAGAUCAAUACUGUAUACCAUGUAACUUAUGUAACUGUUGACUGUAACAGUUUGCUUGAAUUAAUAAAAAUCUAAUGUUACGUUUCA
Thunnus maccoyii (southern bluefin tuna) is the source of this 4001-nucleotide messenger RNA. It is a transcript of the gene wasf1, whose product is annotated as WASP family member 1. Gene Ontology annotation, biological process: positive regulation of Arp2/3 complex-mediated actin nucleation; actin cytoskeleton organization. NCBI's taxonomy places the organism in Eukaryota, Metazoa, Chordata, Actinopteri, Scombriformes, Scombridae. The transcript is spliced from 11 exons. Gene Ontology annotation, molecular function: Arp2/3 complex binding; protein kinase A regulatory subunit binding; actin binding. Gene Ontology annotation, cellular component: cytoskeleton. The record is from RefSeq and is a predicted model, not a curated record. Bases 609 to 2366 code for a protein of 585 amino acids.